Messenger RNA from Schizophyllum commune H4-8, 360 nucleotides. RefSeq lists its product as uncharacterized. The coding region runs from base 26 to 232 and encodes 68 amino acids. The transcript is spliced from 2 exons. NCBI's taxonomy places the organism in Eukaryota, Fungi, Basidiomycota, Agaricomycetes, Agaricales, Schizophyllaceae. The record is from RefSeq and is a predicted model, not a curated record.
ACUAGUGGCUGAGUGGCGCGUCGGAAUGGCGGCCCUGCUACGAUUUGUUCGCGGGAGACCUGAGCGCGACGGUGCUGCCGUCGUCUCUGCUCAUCGUCUGCAUCGAUUGGUACGUUCUACGCUACUCGCCUUUGCUCAUUCGCUGACAACAACCUUCCCGCCGCCUCUCGCCGGAGCUUCAAGACUCGCCCUCCUCUCCUCGACGUCGCCUACAACCACCGUCCUCGCCUAGCGUGGCUCCUUCGAACCCCUUACUUGCUAUGGCGACUCUCUCGCCGUCACCGCUUGCGUUGUAUUGCGUUUCCAUUUUCAUGUAUUAUUGGUCUAUUUACUGGUCAGAGAAUACACAUGAUUCUCUUC